This is a messenger RNA of Drosophila persimilis, 1290 nucleotides long. Its product is annotated as protein yellow. NCBI's taxonomy places the organism in Eukaryota, Metazoa, Arthropoda, Insecta, Diptera, Drosophilidae. The record is from RefSeq and is a predicted model, not a curated record. Bases 1 to 1290 code for a protein of 429 amino acids. Gene Ontology annotation, cellular component: extracellular region. The transcript has 3 exons.
AUGGAUUUAAAUAUUCAGAUGUGCAUCAUCCAGUACUACACUCAUAGGCCAAAACCAAGCCAGCCAACAUUCGAGCAUGACCAACAGUACAAGAAGCUGUAUAGGGUGUACGAGUGGAAGAACAUCCAGUAUGGUUUCCCCAGUGAACGGGAGCGUGAGGAGGUUCUGCGAAGUGGUCGCUACAAUCCCGACAGUCCCAUACCCAUCGACAUAGAUGUGUACUACCCGCCUCAGGGUGGGGCAGUGCGUCACUUCAUCACGACCCCCCGUUUCGGCCAGGGGGUGCCAUACUCCCUGGCCUAUGUCACUCAGGUGCAGCGGGAGAACGGCAGCGAGAUCCAGGCGUAUCCCAGCUACGACUGGCACAAGACCCAUGGCGGAGACUGCGAUGGACUGACUUCCGUGUAUCGAGUGCACAUCGAUGCCUGCGGGCAGAUGUGGAUACUCGAUAGCGGCGAAAUCGAAUUCGUCCAGCACUGUGCACCCCAAGUUGUGGUCAUCGAUCUGGCCACCAACCAGCUGAUACACCGCUACCGUCUUCCCGAGGACACCUUUAAGGCAAAGGUCAGCAGAUUCGUAACCAUCUUGGCGGACAUUCAGGACCCUCCGCCGCAGGGAGUGUGCAAGGACGCCUAUGUGUAUAUGGCCGAUCCCACGAGCAAGGCUAUUGUCGUAUACGAUGUAAAGGGCAACAGAUCCUGGCGCGUGGAGAACAAGUUCACGUACCCCGACGCAAGGUUUGGCACCCUCACUGUGGCCGGGGAGAGCUUCGAGCUGUUGGACGGAGCCUUCGCCUUGGCCAUAACUCCCAACGGGCUGGGCCUGCGUCGUCACCUCAUCUUUCAUGCCCUGUCAAACGAACUGGAGCUUGCCAUACCCUUGGACGUGCUCCAGAAUUCCACACGAUGGCAGCAGGGCAUCAGCUCAUCGCUGCAGGAAUUCGUAACCCUUGGAAGAAGAGGUGUGCAGUGCGGUGCCCAUGCUGUUAGCAGGAGGGGCUUCUGGUUCUGCGGCUUCCUGGAACCCAUCGGCAUUUUCGGCUGGAAUAUACAGACACCAUAUGCCAGGCCCAAUCUCCAGCUGCUCGCUCUCAACCCCGACACCUUGCAAUUUGUUAGUGGCAUGAAGAUCGUAACACGGCCCAGCGAUGGCCAGGAGGAGCUAUGGCUUCUCUCGAAUCGUCUCCAGAAGGUAUUUGGCGGAACCAUCGACUACAAAGAGAUCAAUUAUCGGGUGCAGCGCUGCGACGUGGAUGACAUGCUGCAGGGACGGGGCUGUGCGGGCUCUUAG